AAGACAGGUAAAACUGGAUCUGCCAGUUUCAGCAAUGUCUGCUUUAUGAAAACACAAGUCACAAGGAUCAGAGGGAAGUCUGUGAUCUCCAGCCUCUUUAUUUUGUAUUGUUAUUUUCCCUGCGGAGGGAGGAAAGCGGCUGAGUGAAAACAGCCGAACGCCGGGACGGGCAGCACCAGCUAACUGUGACCGAGGACUGAAUCAUUUAAAUCAAUACCAACAUCGAUAAAUCACCGGGAAAACAAAGGCAGAGUUGGAGCCGCUUCAAUGGAUCGAUACGAUGACCUGGAUCUGGAGUGUGAAAGGGGAGGAGGCGUAGUUGAAAAAGUGGCGGUAUUCGGUGGGAUGUUUAAGAAAUCCCUCAAGUCAUCAGAACCAUCUCUCAAAGCACAGGACAGUUUAUCAGUCAGCAGUGAGCUUUCCAAGAGCGACGAGAGUCUGACUGACAGCAGCACCAAGGAGAAAGGAGGCGUAUUUAAAGGGAUGUUUAAGAAGACCAACAAGGCUGCCAAAGAGGAACAGCCACAGGUCUCCCUGUCAGUACAAAACCCUGAACUGUCCGUCAGCAGUGACAGCUUAACAGACAACAAGCCAUCAAAGGAGAAAUCAGGUGUGUUUGGUGGGAAACUGAAAAGAUCUCCUAAACCAGGACAUGUCCGCAGGCCCUCACAGGAUCUUUUGGAAGACAAGUUUGCAGCCAUUGACGACAGUCUGUCAGAAAACACCACAGCUAAGGAAAAAUCCGGUGUGUUCGGUGGGAUCCUGAAACGCCAUGCCCGGAGGCCAUCCCAGGAUCUUCUGGACAAUGAGUUCACAGCCAGUACCGACAGUCUGUCUGAAAACACCACAACUAGGGAGACAGGAGGGGUGUUCAGUGGGAUGUUUAAAAAAUCACCAAAGCCUUCUGCAGCACAAUCACAGGAGGAUUUGUCUGCAUCCAGCGAGCUGUCAGGCAACAAAGACAGUCUGUCUGUGAACAGCAACACUAAGGAGAGCGGAGGGAUGUUCAGUGGGAUGUUUAAAAAACCACCAAAGCCUUCUGGAGCGAAGACACAAUCUCAGGAGGAUUUGUCUGCACCCAGCGAGCUGUCAGGCAGCAAAGAAAACCUGUCUGUAGACAGCAACACUAAGGAGACAGGAGGGGUGUUCAAUGGGAUGUUUAAAAAAACACCAAAGCCUCCUGCAGCAAGGACAGAAUCCCAGGAGGAUUUGUCUGCCCCCAGCGAGCUGUCAGGAAGCAAAGACAGUCUGUCUGUGAACAGCAACACUAAGGAGGCAGGAGGGAUGUUCAGUGGGAUGUUUAGAAAAUCGCCAAAGCCUUUUGGGUCGAGGACACAAUCUGAGGAGGAUUUGUCUGCACCCAGCGAGCUGUCAGGCAGCAAAGACAGUCUAUCUGUGAACAGCAACACUAAGGAGACAGGAGGGAAGUUUGGUGGGUUGUUUAAAAAACCACCAAAGCCCUUAGGAAAGAGGACACCAUCUCAGGAUGAUUUGUCUGAUGCCAGCGAGCUCUCGGGAAGCAACAGCAAUCUCUCAGAGAACACUAAAGAGAAAGGAGGAAUCUUCAGUGGAGUGUUCAGAAAGAAAGUUGCCAGAUCUCAGUCUAAGGAGGAUUUGACCGUGGAUAGUGAACUCUCUGCCAGCAGUGACAGUCUCAUAGAGAAGCCUUCAAAGGAUAAGGAAAAGACUGAGCACUCAGGAGACUCAAAUGAGAAUACAUCUACUGCAGAGAAGCCUAAAGCCAAGCAGAGCGGUUUCAGUGCGAUGAUGAAGAGCACGUUCUCCACUGACAAACAGGAGAAGGAAUCCGGCUCUGACAGUGAGGAGAUGUUGGACAUUGAAGAGAGCCAGCCCAGUCACAAACAGAGUACAUUUGCUGGGGCCAUGGAGAAGCUGAAUCCUUUUAGAUCUGCAAACAAAAAUGAAAAGCAGUCGAGCUCAGAUGAGGAGGAUCCACCUGCGAGCAGCGAGAAGUCUUCAGGCCACAAACAGGCUGGAGUCAUGUCCAAACUGAAUAUAUUCCGCUCUACACAUAAAAAAAACACUGAAGAAGACGCACAGGAGCAUGAGCAACCAGGGGAAGAGAAGCCAAAACCGGUCAAAAGCAACAUGAUCCAGCGAGAGAGAAAGGAAAGAAGUGAAACUCCAACGGUCCCACCCAGACCUUCUAAAGAGGAAAUGAAGAGGACGUCCAUAUACGACGAAGGAAAUGAGGACGAUCAGGAACUGAAUAAAACAGCUGCGAGACAAAAGCAGAAGAGCAACCAUCAGAGCCAAUCAGACGAUGAAGGCCUCAUGGAUGGAUCUGCAGGAGCCAGAGAGGGAGAGGAAGAAAGCAAAGCAGCCAAGGUGAAAAAACCUAGGCGCCAUAAUCCAUUUAUGCAGCGUGCUGGAGCAAAGGCUCAGUCUGAUGAUGAAGGGCUCGAUGGAGAAGAUGAUUCUUCACCCAAAGAGGAAACGAAAGAUGAAGAGGGCAAGGAAAAAACAGAGACCAAAGUCAAGAAACCGAAGAAACACAAUCCUUUCAUGCCAAGUGGCAAGGGCAAAGGCAUUAGGAGGAACGCUCAGGACGGCGCUGUAGGCGCAGGAGAGAAUGGAAAAAGAACUUUGUUCGACCAGUUGGAAGAUUUACGUAUUGACCCGUCACAGCCUGAAGACAGACAGGAUUUCCAGGGCCUUAUGGAUUGGUGGAACACCGUGGAGUCCUGGGAGGACACGCCUCAAGAGGAUGACAUGACAGAAAAACAAGAGGCCAAGGCGUUUGCUGUGACGGCGGACAAGGUGCAGAAGGGAAUCCGCGUCUUCAACAAACUGUUCUCGGAGCGGGCUGAGAGCCUCUGGCAGCACGUCAUCGACCUCAACAGCAUCGCAGACGGCCUGGACAAGUUCAACAAGAACACAAAGAUCGCCCAAAUCACCGGCGGCUCCACCAGCGCCAUCGGGGGCGUGGCCACCAUCACCGGCCUCGCUCUGGCCCCGGUCACCUUCGGGGUCUCUCUGAUUAUUACGGCUGUAGGAUUGGGUGUCGCUACGGCAGGCGGUCUGACAUCAGCAGGCGCCGGCAUCUCCAACCAGGUCAACAACUCCCAGGACCGCAAGAAAGUGGAGAAGAUCGUGAAUGAUUAUAUGGAGAAGAUGGUCGACCUCAACAAGUGCCUGAAGUUCAUCAAGCAGGGAAUCGAGAACAUGAAGCGGUUUGACCUGAUCAAGAUGAAGGAACACGCCUACAACCGAGACUUCCCUGUGCUCAGCAAGAGUAUUUAUGAAGACGGCGCCAUGGCAGGGAAGGCCAUCCUCAUCAGCGCUAACGAGAUCAUGCGUGUGGUGCAGAUCGCCAACGUGGCAGGAAGCACCGCAGCGAGAGCGGUCCAGAUCGCUAGUAUGGCCACUGGUGUGCUCACUGGACUCUUUGUAGGCAUGGACAUCUACUUCGUGGCCAAGGACUCCAAAGAACUGAAGAAAGGGGCCAAGUCCGAGUUUGCCGCCAAAAUCAGGGAGGUGGCGACGCAGCUGCACGACGGCCUGGUGGAGCUGAACACGAUACGAGAGGAGCUGCAGUGCAGCGGGCCAGCAAACGACGAAGGCACCGACACAGCCCCAUUGGACAGUGACAAGAAAGACGACAAACAUGACAGUUCAAGUGAAGAUGAAAUCGACCGCAUCAAAAAAGCCAUUAAAAAGGACUAUGAGAACCGAGAAUAUGUUUGAAGGCCUGAAACUUUGCUCUAUCAUUAGGGGUUCAGAUGCAAGCUUCAAACAUUCUCAGUUUCCAAGUUCCCCUACAGAACAAGUACUUUGAAGGUACCGGCUUAACGUCUAUUCUAUGAGGUGGUUGGUGCACAUUGCUUAAAACUGAAGAGUACAAUCAGGCCUUUUUCCAAUGAGGAAAUACGUGCGUGUGUGUCCGUGUCCCUGUGUGUCCGUGUGUGUGUGUGUGUCUGUGUGUGUGUGUCCAUGUGUGUGUGUCCGUGUGUGUCCUGGGAGGAACUGAGGCUCUGCUUCUCUGGCUGUUGUGCCAAUGUGUCAAGAAAAUGGGAUUCAAAGACCAAACUAAAUCAUGAAUUUGGAUAGUACACUUUUAGAUUUUUAAAGGAAUAGGUACAAAGUAUUUUUUAGAGACUUUAUAAGUCUGCCUUUAAAGUGAUUGUUAGAGUUCCAUUAAAGUGUGUUGAUUCUGUUAGAAACGCUCACUGAUCAGGUGUAGACUUUGCUUAUACUCUUACGGGUGCCUUAAUUAUGUUUAAAUAAUAGUCUAUCUUUUCUAUGUCUAUGUUUGUUUUGGUGUCAGGGCUGCAACGAAACCCCUCGUCCUCUGCUUUAAGUUCUGGAUUUAAUGUGGGGUGUUUUAACGUAUUGAUGACUUUUGUCUCAUUUUAAAGAAUGGCGCAAUAAGCUUUGCAUCAGAUGACAAGAGCUAAUAAAACAACAAAAUUAACCUCAUUAACCUAGCUGUAGCAAACCUUAAACAAAUGUGUUUUUAGGAAGUCACAUGUCAAUCAAACUUUGCUGCCAAUACUUUUCUUAAAUGCAAUUAAUGUUUUAUAUUCAAGCAGGGCAUAAAUGGAGAAUUAUGUGUUUUAGAAUUAUUCAUAUUUAUCCAGUCUAGGAUGAAUGGGAAAUAUCUGAUUAUGCUAUAGCUAAGCUAACGCCUCGUGGUCCUUUAGUACUUCGGCUCUUUUUUGUAAUGAAUAGUUUUUACUCACUAAACGGCAUUAUUAAACUUAAUUUUGAGAGUUAGAUUUUAUGUAUGUCACCCAUUUUUUAUAUUAUUGCCAAAUCUCCUGAGUCUAGUCACAAUGAAAGCAAGCUAACGUUAGCUUUUGGUCUGUUAGCUAUGCCUCCUGGGUGUAAAUAUUUUAACAGUGACUAAUCUGUUCAUGUGAAUCCGUUGUUGUGGAGCAACCGGUUUUAUUUGAUUGAAGUGUAAAUCUUAACUUAGUACACACUUGACCACUGGUGCAAAAUAAUGGGAAUAUACAGACGUAAAAUCUGAGGAGAACUUCUAUCAUGGUGUUCUUUGUUUUUUAACAGUCCUGCAGGUUUAACCGUUGUCUUCAGCCAUACAGUAGUUAAUGUUUUAAUGGUUUGGAAAAUGAUCUCUUACAACUGGAAUGACGACGGUGUCAACCUCUUCUGAAAAUAACUGUUUGCCUUUUCCUUUUAUUACAUUAAUCUUUUUAAAUUAUUUCAAAGUCAUGCUCCAUUAUGUGGUUCAUACUGGAAGCUCUGCUGAUGUCAGUCCUGUGGUCUGUUUAAUGAACUUAAUAUUUAUUUUCUGGGUGCCGUUCAUUCGACCUGUACAUGUGCAAUAUAUUGUAGAAUCUGUAAUACUUUUAAAUUGACAAAUAAAGGUCAGAUAAAUAUG
Messenger RNA from Gymnodraco acuticeps, 5365 nucleotides. RefSeq names its product nuclear pore complex protein DDB_G0274915-like. Gene Ontology annotation, cellular component: extracellular region; membrane. Lineage: Eukaryota; Metazoa; Chordata; Actinopteri; Perciformes; Bathydraconidae. Gene Ontology annotation, biological process: lipoprotein metabolic process; lipid transport. The record is from RefSeq and is a predicted model, not a curated record. Gene Ontology annotation, molecular function: lipid binding. The coding region runs from base 268 to 3708 and encodes 1146 amino acids. The transcript has 41 exons.